UUUUUUUUCUCCCCAAAAAGAGGCGACAGAGUUCAGGAGGCACCAGAAACCAGAUGCAUCACCUGCAGCAGCUCUGCUCCAGCUCAGAACUGCUUAACAUUUCUGUUUCAGUCCCUGCGACUGACUGGCAGUAGAUUAAAACCAUCAUUUCUGCUGCUUUAGAUGAAGAAUGGGCUGCGCGAUUUCAGGUCUGGCAACAAAAACGGAGUUUUCCCAGAGAGAUGGAGAGGAUGCUGCAGCCGCUGUGCGCCCCAGCGAGGAGCGCAUCCAGAUGAUCAAGGACUCCUGGAAAGUUAUUCGAGACGAUAUCGCCAAAGUUGGUAUUAUUAUGUUUGUCAGGUUGUUUGAGACCCAUCCCGAGUGCAAGGAUGUCUUCUUCCUGUUCCGAGAUGUGCAGGACCUGGAGAGGCUGAGGACAAACCGCGAGCUCAGAGCCCAUGGCCUGCGGGUGAUGUCAUUUAUUGAGAAGAUUGUGGCCAGGCUGGAUCAGCCAGAGAGACUGGAGGCUCUGGCUGUGGAGCUGGGAAAAAGCCAUUAUCACUACAACGCUCCGCCUAAAUAUUACAAUUUCGUGGGUGCAGAGUUCAUUGGUGCUGUGCAGCCUAUCCUAAAGGAGAGAUGGACCCCUGAGCUGGAGGAGGCUUGGAAGAUGAUGUUCCAGUAUGUAACCAGCCUGAUGAAGCAGGGAUAUCAGGAAGAGAGCGCCCGACAGCGUGACCUGGCGGCGUCCCCAAAGGACAGACUGGACAAGAACACGGCUCUAUGAGAUCACAGAAACAGACUGUUUUACAAGCAGCCCAGGAAUGUGUAUAUCUAUACUGUCAUCGCUGCCCUUUUUUCUAUACUGCUCAUGUGUUGUUAUAAUCAGCCACGUUAGCAGGAAUCGGUGAAAUCUCUGAGAGACUUAAAAUAAGAAAAAAAAACUUUAUUUCUAAACUUAAAUUUUGAUGCCAGGACGGGAAACAUUGAGGGGAAAGAUACAAACCCUUGGAUUGGCAUAGCAUAAUAAAAAAAAAAAAAGAAAGAGGGGCCAUUUGUUAGUCAUAGUAAAGAAAAUAAGCUAGACAUAAAUUAUACUGAGCAAUCAAACAGAUUUAUGACUUUCCAUUCAUAUAUUUAAACAUAAUUGUUGUCCCAAUCAAAAAUGCAAACCCUGCACUACAUAAAUAAGGGUUAACAGAAAUUAAAGGCCAGAAAGCAUUGGGCUCUGUGGGGAAACAGGAUUUUUUCUCCCACAACAUAAAAAGGUAAUAAUUAAAUAAAUGGUGGCAUGCUCCGUAUCCAAAUCCUCAGGUUCUGUUCUGUUCUUAAUCACCGGAUGGCCCUGAACAGCCUGGGAUAUGGCAUCACCAUGUAAACAAUGGCAUAUCUACAGUCACCAGGAGGAUGAUUCUGAGGUUUUAGGAGAGAACUGAUUGGGGCUGGAGGUCACAUCAGCACAAGGUGACCCCCACACCCCCUUUAUACUGUAAUGGACAGCUCAGAUAUCCACUGUUUGAUAAAGAGUCUAUAGUUCAUUGUGUGGCUUUGGUCUUCUUGCUCUUGCUUUUCUUGUCUUUCUUCUUAAGACCAUCUAUGUGAGCUCUCAGGAGGUUGGAGUAUGCCUAGAAAGUAUACAAUACAGGAGAAUGAUUAAAGAUUUGCUGUUAAAAC
Molecule: messenger RNA, 1653 nt
Organism: Cyprinodon tularosa
Lineage: Eukaryota; Metazoa; Chordata; Actinopteri; Cyprinodontiformes; Cyprinodontidae
Gene: xgb
Product: x globin
Exons: 5
Coding region: 170-766 (198 amino acids)
Molecular function (GO): oxygen binding; heme binding
Source: RefSeq, a predicted model, not a curated record